AUGAGGCCGUAUUCGGCAUGUGACCGUGUUGUCAUCGAAUUUGGCAACAGGCGGUACACAAACAACUGGAAAAUCAGGGAAUGCGCGAGUACAAUCAGUCGGAUUUGGCCAGUUUGGUUCAUUUCGUUUGUUUCAUACCGGCGUUGUGAAUUGCUUCUCUCAGUUCGUAUAGUUCAUAUUACUGAAUUGUCCUUAGUAACUAAAUUUGUUUAUCAGAUGGCUGUAAUAAUGGAUGCAGAAAAUACCACCGCAGAAAUGCAGUUGGAUACUUCCGGGGAAAUGAAUGAUACAGCAAAAACUGUUGCUUGCGAGAUUGAUGACAGCAGCGAAAAGCGGAAAAUCAAGAAGAAGCAUAAACAUAAACACAAGCAUAAUGAUUCUAGUCAUGACGAGGAAUACAAAAAGCAUCAUCAUAAGAAAAAGAAAGAUAAAAAAAUAAAGAAACAUAAGAAAAGUAAGAAAAAAAAGAAAACAAAUGGUGAUAAAGGAUUUAGUGAUGUUGAACUCGAUGAUCUGGAAAAACGGAAGGAAGUAUUGGAGAAAAGGCUACAGAAAGAGGAUGAAAAGAAAAAUAAAGGUAAUUCAGAGGAGCAUACCGGUAAAAUGUCAGAAGCUGACAGCGAUAGUUCACCUUCUUUCGGCAGAAGAGAAAGUAAGCACGAUGAAACCAAACAAAUAUCUUCAAAAAAUGAAGUACUAUCUACUAGAAAUGGAACUGAGAAAGUAGAUGACGAUGCUGGAGUAAGUGAAAAGUUGGUAAAGAAAGUUUCGACUAAAAAUGGGGCUGAAAAAACAGAUGACGGAGCCACAGCAGGUGAAAAGUUAGCAAAGAAGGUAAGUCCAUCACCGGAAAGAGGACGAAAACGUGCACAUUCACGAGAAUAUCUGAAACAUUCUGAACAGUAUGAAUUGGCAAAAAGAAGGAGGAAAGAGAUUGAAGAAAUUCUGAAGAAUGAUGAACAAAAUAAGGAGGAUAAGGUGGAAGCCGAAAAAGCGCUGGAAGAGAAGAUGAAUUCGAAAAAUGAGAAAAGAGGAAUACAAGAAUUCAACAAAGAUGAGAAGAUAGAGCUCGAAGGAGGAAAAAGGAAAGCUGUUGAGAAUAAUGAAAGCACUAAAAAAGCUGAUAAUGAAGAGCAUCACUUGCCUGAGCGUAAAAAUGACCGAGAGAGGCGAAAAGAGAAUGAAUUAAGUUCGAAGAAACGAACUGAUGUAGAUCGAUCAAGCGACAUUAGACGGCGCAGUCGUUCUAUUGAGAAACGGCGUGGGUAUAAUGAAAGAACAGAGGAACGGCGGUCGGAAUCUCGGGAUCGUAGAGCUCGCCGUAGUAUUUCAAGGUCAAAAGAUGAUAAACGUAGAAGUAGCUCGAGAUCAGGUCGCAUGGGACGUGAGCGAGAUCGCAAUCGUGAGAGACGUUUGGACAGACGAUCCCGUUCAGUGGGACGGCGUAUUCCACGUUCCAGAUCUCGAUCUAAGGAACGAUUGCGAAGGGACGGUUCGAGAUCUAGGGAUCGAGCUGGACGUGAAAGAAGUAGAUCACGCGAUCAUUUUCGUCGAAGCAGAUCUAGAGAUCGCCCCCGUCGGAGCAGAUCUCGAGAUCGUUCUCGUCCUGAACUGAAACGCCGUAAGGAGUCAUCUCGUGAGCGAGAAAGACAUGAACGAGUUAGAUCGAGGGAUCGACAUAGUGACAAGGUGAAAAAUGAACCUCGACGAGAUUCGAAUAGCAAAAAUCAAAGUCGACGUGAUGAUGCUCCAAAGUCUGAAACCAAACUUCAGAAAGACCAGAAAAGAGAGCACUAUCGUCGGGAAGAUAGUGUUAGUUCGAUUGAAUGGGAAGAUCCUGAUGAAAAGGAAGAAAAAAAAAUUCAAGAGCUUCGAAAACGUCGUGAGCAAAUUAUUAAAAAUAUUGAAAAGCAGAAUGAUGAAAAGGAACGCCCAAGAGGAAAAACUGAUAUCGAUGAGAUAGCACUGGAUCAAGAUAAUCGCGAAAAAACAGAUUUGAAAGCAGAUAGUAUUAAACAAGAAAGGAAUUUUGAGAAAUCUGCAGAUGACGAAACAUCAAGCCAAUCGGCUGAUGAACAGUUACUGCGGGAAGCUGAGCAGGAACUUCAAAAAAAGCAUGACAGUGAUGUAUCUUGCAGCAGUAGCCCGAUUUCACCGGCUGGCGAGGAUACACCUGCAGAUUUCUAUGGUGAUUUGAAAGAGAAAAUGGUUCAUAUCAAGGGCCAAGAAGAAUCUGCUGUUGAUCGUGCAUUGCGGAAAGCAGUAGAAGAAGAAGCGGAAGAACUACGAAGGCAGCGAGGAGAAGACACCAAACAAGAGGUGGAGAAUAAAAUAGCUGAAGACUGCACUACUACUACAUUUGAUAUGUUUGCAACAGAUGCCGAACUUCCUCCUGAGAUAUUGAACAAAGCUGCAAUAAUAGUUUCUGGACAAGAACCAGCCAAUGCUUCUUUGAAGGAUAACUGGGAUGAUACCGAUGGUUAUUAUAGGAUUCGUAUUGGGGAGAUGCUUGAUAGUCGGUAUCGCGUAUACGGCUAUACUGGUGCAGGAGUAUUUGGUAAUGUUGUGCGCGCUACGGAUGCAGCACGAAGUAAUACACAUGUAGCGGUGAAGAUUAUCCGCAACAACGAAGUGAUGCGAAAGACGGGUAUGAAGGAACUGGAUAUUUUAAAGAAAUUAAAUGAAGCAGAUCGAGAUGACCGAUAUCACUGCCUUCAGCUUUAUCGGCAUUUCUAUCAUCAUCAACAUCUCUGUUUGGUUUUCGAAUCCCUCAGUAUGAAUCUUCGCGAACUACUAAAAAAAUAUGGGAAUAGUGUUGGUUUGCACAUGAAAGCAGUACGCAGUUAUACGCAGCAACUUCUGAUGGCUCUUAGGUUACUCAAAAAAUGCAAUAUUCUUCAUGCAGAUAUCAAGCCGGAUAACAUUCUUGUAAAUGACACGAAGAUGACUCUAAAAUUAUGUGAUUUUGGCUCUGGUUGUCAUGUUGCUGAUGCGGAAGUGGCACCAUAUCUUGUAUCUCGUUUUUACCGUGCUCCAGAAAUAAUGCUCGGAUUACCAUACGAUUUUGGCAUCGAUUUAUGGUCGGUAGCUGUCACACUUUAUGAAGUGUACACAGGGAAAAUUAUGUUCGCAGGGAAAUCAAAUAAUCAAAUGUUGAAAUUUAUGAUGGAUUUAAAAGGGAAAUUCCCAAAUAAAAUGGUGCGGAAGGCACAAUUCAAAGAUCAACAUUUUGAUCAGAAUUGUAACUUCCUGUACCAUGAAAUCGACAAAGUGACACAACGUGAUAAAAUAACUACUUUAUCUGUUGUGAAGAUCACUCGAAAUUUAGAAAGUGAAUUGUUGGGUGAUCAGGAACUUGACAAGGAAGGUAUGCGGAAACUUGAGCAGUUCCGCUCUUUGUUGGAUGCUAUGGUAAUACUGGAUAAUUCGAAGCGUAUAACGUGCGGUGAAGCACUUAAACAUCCAUUUGUUGUAGAAAAAUGA
Messenger RNA from Cercopithifilaria johnstoni, 3483 nucleotides. NCBI's taxonomy places the organism in Eukaryota, Metazoa, Nematoda, Chromadorea, Rhabditida, Onchocercidae. The record is from the annotation of a GenBank genome assembly.